This is a messenger RNA of Nerophis lumbriciformis (worm pipefish), 501 nucleotides long. Lineage: Eukaryota; Metazoa; Chordata; Actinopteri; Syngnathiformes; Syngnathidae. The record is from RefSeq and is a predicted model, not a curated record.
AUGGAUGUAAGGAGUUUGGCACCAGUUCUUCUCCUUUUGUUCGCUUUUACGACGGUUUUGGCCCAAACAGCCGCACCUGGCGUAGCUUGCGAGACCAAGAACGGGACCAGCUGUGAGGAAUGUCUAAACAACGUGACGUGUUUAUGGUGUAUCAAAACCAAGACGUGUGUGUCGUAUCCAGUGAGAACCAUCCUGCCACCACACUCGCUUUGUCCGCUCAACGACGCUCGCUGGGGCUUGUGUUGGAUGAACUUCCAGAGUUUGAUCAUUACUCUUGCGGUGCUGGGUGGCGUCAUCAUCAUCGCCUUUCUGAUCUGUCUCUUCUGCUGCUGCAAGUGUGAAAAUAUUGGAUCGUCAAGUUUCUUGGCCAAGAUGGAGCGACAGGUUAACAAGUCGAUGAACAAACAGGAGACGAGGCGGGCUGAAAUGAAACAGAGACAUGAUGAUAUUAGAAGGAAAUAUGGCUUGAAUGGACCAAAUCCUUAUUCCCGAUUCGGAUGA